UGGCAUUGACGUGUGCAUCAAAAAUUUUCAACGAAUUGUCCUAUUCUAAAGUUAUUGUUACCGACUGGGAAUUGGUGUUAAUGAGAGCUAUUAACAAGAUUUUUUUCAAUACUCAGCAUAUCCUUU
This is a messenger RNA of Racocetra persica, 126 nucleotides long. The record is from the annotation of a GenBank genome assembly. NCBI's taxonomy places the organism in Eukaryota, Fungi, Glomeromycota, Glomeromycetes, Diversisporales, Gigasporaceae.